Molecule: messenger RNA, 327 nt
Organism: Pyricularia pennisetigena
Lineage: Eukaryota; Fungi; Ascomycota; Sordariomycetes; Magnaporthales; Pyriculariaceae
Exons: 3
Coding region: 1-327 (108 amino acids)
Source: RefSeq, a predicted model, not a curated record
AUGCCUCCCAGCGUGAACUAUGUCCGACCGACCCGCUCCGAAGACUGGGAGCCUUACCGGGCCGUCUUUGAGGAGCUGUACAAGACGCAAAAGUUGAAGGACGUCAUGGACACGAUGGAGAGGGCAGAUGGCACUUUCGUGAUAGCCAAUAAGGAUGUGAUAGCAGAUGGCAUGUUCGAACAGGAAAUGGGUUGCAAAUGGUUCGCCCAGAACAAGGCGAUUACGCCCCCGGUACAUGGAUUCACGCGGAUUGCCGCGACUCCUAGGAAACCGGCGAAGAAUGUCUGGCGCAGCCACGUAUGGCCCUACUUUCACCCCGUUGAGUAA